AAGAUACAGCUGAAAACUUACUAUUAUAAAACCAACAAAACAAAAACUAGUGCUUCGCAAGAGAACCGCGACCAGCUACAACGAACAACCACUGUCAACGAGCAAACCCAAUUCUGAUAGGAAACCAACAAACCCCGCCGCAGCAAGACACUGAAGUAAAGAAUUCCCACAUCAAUCCCCAGCCAAUUACAGUGAUCAAAGGCGACCAAACCGCUGGUCGGAGAUGAGUCGAUCGGGGCUGCUCUAAACGACGGAGAUAAGUCGAUCGCCGGAGCGCGGGCUUGAGGGAAGCUUAUGCAAGGAGGGAAGGGUUGAGCGACGAGCGCUGGUGAGGCGGCAGCCCCCUCCCCUCAAACCCUAACGGAGAAGUGCCACGAAAGAUCUAGAGCCAAGCACAACUCUUUGGGAAUGCAAAGCCAUAUCCACCGAACCAUUUCCUAUACAGCCAAUUAAAUUUAAAUUCUCUCUGUUUUCAUUUUCCAAAAGCCAUUUAACGUGGGAAAAAGCCCAACACCCCCGGCCCCCUGAUAAAGCGUGAGAGAGAGAGAGAGAAUGGGAGUACCAUCAUUUUACAGAUGGUUAGUGAAGAAAUAUCCAAACACAGUGGCGAAUGCCAUUGAAGAGGAAGGAGAUGAAGCAGGUGGUGGUAGUAGUGUUGUAGAUUCAAGAUCAUCACGGCCGAAUCCCAACGGGUUCGAAUUUGAUAACUUGUAUCUGGACAUGAACGCGAUUAUUCACCCUUGUUUUCACCCGGUGGAUCAUCCGACACCUCCCACUACUUUUCAAGAGGUAUUCGACAACAUACGUGAUUACAUCGAUCACCUUUUUUGCAUUGUACGACCUCGGAAGCUCUUGUACAUGGCAAUUGACGGUGUGGCUCCAAGAGCCAAAAUGAAUCAACAAAGAUCAAGACGGUUCCGCACUUCAAAAGACAACGAAAUUGCCGAGGCCGAGGAAAGGAAGUUGAGAACUGAGUUUGAAAUGGCAGGGAAACCGGUGCUUCCCAAACAGGAAUCGGAAGUUUCUGAUUCCAAUAUUAUCACACCAGGAACGGAAUUUAUGGAUGAAUUAUCAAAGGAUCUCAAAUUGUAUAUUAACCAACGCUUAGAAACUGAUGCCGGUUGGAAGAAGAUAAAGGUAAUUCUUUCGGAUUCGAAUGUGCCCGGCGAGGGAGAACACAAAAUCACGUCAUUUAUACGGCUUCAGCGUGCCUCUCCAGGCUAUGAUCCAAAUACACGCCAUUGCCUUUAUGGCCUGGAUGCGGAUCUAAUUAUGCUGGCGUUGGCUACGCAUGAACUCCACUUUUCGAUACUGCGGGAGGUAUGUGAUAUCCAAGAGCAGCAGCCGCAUUUAGCAAUCGAAACCAGCCUUAAUAAAGCAGAACCUAGUUCACUAACAUGUAGAGGACCAUUGAAACAACAAAAUUCAGCUCCAAUGAAGCAGCAUUAUCAGUUCUUACAUAUUUGGAUACUCAGAGAGUAUCUACAGCUUGAUCUGACAAUAUCGGAACAUCCUUCUCAUGUAAAGAUUGAUCUCGAGAGAUUAAUUGAUGAUUUUAUCUUCAUUUGCCUCUUCACGGGAAAUGAUUUUCUACCGCACAUGCCUACAUUGGAAAUUCACGAGGGUGCCAUCGACCUUCUGAUGCAUGUGUACGUGAAAGAGUUCAAAAAUUUGGGUGGAUAUCUGGUUGACAUGCAAUGGGCAGGAUACGAAAAAGGUCGUUUUGUGAGAUUAAAAAGAGUUGAAAAAUUCAUUCUCUCGAUAGGCGCCUAUGAGGAAAAGAUAUUUAAGAAGAGAUCGGAAAUACAAGACCGCAAGCUCAAAAGGCUCCUUCCUCAAUAUUCGGAUGAUAAAGAAGAAGAACAAGAACAAGAACAAGAAAGAGGUCCCGGCGUGGAACUUCAGCAUUGUGCAGCUAAAGGAAAGGCCCCAACCUCUCAAAAAAUUGUGAUAGAGGCAAUUGAGAGCCCCGUAUCGUCUAAAGGAACAACCCAGUCCACUAAUACAUCAGAAAUUCUUCAAAAUACCAGGGAGUUGAAAGAAAAGUUGAAGAGUUGCAUUCAGGACAGAUCAGACCUGUUCAAAAAUGGAAAUUUCACGGCCAACAGAGUAAAAUUGGGGGUCAAAGGCUGGCAUGAAAGAUACUAUAUGAAGAAAUUUUCUGCAAAGACUAAAGAGGACAUUGAAAUUACAAGAAAAGCGGUGGUUCAAAGAUAUACGGAAGGACUAUGCUGGUCAAGCCUCUACUAUUUUUCAGGAGUCCCAUCAUGGAAGUGGUUUUACCCAUACCACUAUGGUCCAUUUGCUUCUGACUUAAGGGGCCUUUCUCAAGUGAAAGUGAACUUCGAUAAAGGGUCACCGUUUAAACCGUUUGACCAACUCAUGGGUGUCCUGCCACCUAGAAGUUCUCAUGCACUGCCAAGAGUGUAUCGGCCAUUGAUGACAAGUGAGGAGUCCGAGAUCAUUGAUUUUUAUCCUACUAAUUUUCAACUUGAUGAAGAAGGAAAAAGAUUUACCUGGCAGGCAAUCUGCAAGCUUCCUUUCAUUGACGAAGAACGCCUGUUAUUUCAAACCAAUAAAGCAGAGGCCGAAUUGAGAGAUGAUGAGGCUGAAAGGAACAGUACUAAAGUUGAUAUUCUGUUUGUGAGAAGCUCUGAAGAGCAACUUGGAUCUCAAAUAUUCACACUUUAUAGAAAACAGCAUGAGGGGGGAGAAACUGAUACAGCUAAGGAAUCCAUUGGUGCCGAUUUGGGCUGCGGACUUAGUGGUUUUAUAAGUCCUUGUAACGAGUACCCAUGGGAAUGUGAUGAGGGAGGUCGAGCAAACAAUAUUCUAUUCGUGAUGUACGAGUUGCCGAAUGAGUGUCAACAUAUUCCACGCCUCCUUCAGGGCGUAAACAUCCCCGAGAAGACAAUAACCGAAGGUGAUAUAGUGGAAACACAACUGUGGCAUGAUACCUCGUCGUCAAGGGGGCAAACAACAGCUUCGAGCUCAAGUUGGGAUCCCAGGGGGCGUAAUGCCUAUCCUGUAACACAUCGAGGAGCAUGUAAUUUGGAUGAGAAUUGGAAAUCCUCCUGUUCUGCUCAAUUUGAGGACUUCAGAAUAUCAGAUUCAAGUCAAGGAUUCAAGUCCUUUGAAAGAGGUCGGACUGCCAAUUUCCAGUCAUAUGGAAACAGUUUAGUGGCUGAUAGAAGCGGCGAUCAAUGGAGACAGAGCAGUUGUGGUCAAUUACUUGGAGCUCCUUUCAGCCAGGGCGGGAGGCAGAUUAGCGGUAGCGUACGAGGGACGUCGGCGGGUAUUCCAAGUCAUCAUGCCUGGCAACAUAAUCUAUCUCCGCUUCCCGCUCCUUCAAUGCAAGGUCAGGGCUGGAGGCAGAGUAGUUUGAGUGUACAAGGGACGUCAGCAGGUAGAACAAGCCAUCAUGCCUGGCAACAUAAUCUAUCUCCGCCUCCCGCUCCUUCCAUGCAAGGUCGGGGCUGGAGACAGGUAGUGCAAGGCCAUAACUGGCAACAUAAUGUACGUCCGCCUAACGCCCCUUCAAUGCAAGGUUCUGGCUGGAGGCAGAGCGGUGGUAAUGUACGAGGUAUGUCAGCGAGGAGUACUACAAGCCAACAAGCCUGGCGACAUAAUCCAGCUCCGCCUUCCGCCCCUUCAAUGCAAGCCCAUGGAAGAGGCCAAUUUACGUCUAGUGCAGCUCCCAGGGAUUGGGAAGUGAGGGAUACACCAUAGACUUCUUGACACUGAAUAAUAUAAACCGGAAAGUUCUUCACAACGUUAAGGUUUUAUUUAAAAU
This is a messenger RNA of Rhododendron vialii, 3793 nucleotides long. Its product is annotated as 5'-3' exoribonuclease 3-like. The transcript is spliced from 22 exons. NCBI's taxonomy places the organism in Eukaryota, Viridiplantae, Streptophyta, Magnoliopsida, Ericales, Ericaceae. Gene Ontology annotation, cellular component: nucleus. Gene Ontology annotation, biological process: nuclear-transcribed mRNA catabolic process. Gene Ontology annotation, molecular function: 5'-3' RNA exonuclease activity; RNA binding. The record is from RefSeq and is a predicted model, not a curated record. Bases 553 to 3729 code for a protein of 1058 amino acids.